GCAUGGGAUUUGUUUGGCAACAGCAGGUGGGGGCGAGGGGUUAGCAGGCGGACCGACUGUGCACAAGUAUCAGAGGGGUAGCCGUGUUAGUCUGAAUCUGUAAAAAGCAACAGAGGGUCCUGUGGCACCUUUAAGACUAACCGAAGUAUUGGAGCAUAAGCUUUUGUGGGUGAAUGCCCACUUCGUCAGACGCAAGUGCACAGGAGUUUCCGAUGCCCGUGAAUUUCCACGGGUGGCAGCUGCUCGCUGUCAACAUGAGUGGUCCAGUUAAAUUUGCAAAUAAGAGGGAUGUCUGAGCUGUUUCCACCCGAGGACAGUUAACAGGUGAUGUGUCUCGAGGCAACACCCAGGCGCUGUCCAGGAGUAUGGUUUAAAGAGGUUUGGAAAGGCCUUUUAAAGCAAUGGCGCUGAUGAAGAGUGGCUGGCUUUGGAGACAAAGUUCCAUUCUGCGACGCUGGAAAAGGAACUGGUUUGUCCUGUGGCUAGACGGUGGCCUUGUAUAUUACCAGGAUGAGACUCAGCGUGACCUGGAGGGCAGGAUCCACAUCAAAUUCAACUGCCGGGACAUAAAGACUGGCCGCGAAUGCAGAGACGUGCAGCCCCCGGAAGGGAAAAGCCGAGAUUGCCUGAUGACGAUUGUGCUGCGAGACGGCUCCAAAGUGACCCUGUGUGCGGAGAGUGAGGACGACGCGGUCGCCUGGAAGAUGGCAGUGCUGGAGGCGAAAAACACCCCGGUCCAUAUGUACGACCCAUAUGACGACUAUUACCAGACAGUGCCCUUGGAUUCCCACCAGACCAUGUACGUCAGCUCGGGAUACUACGGCACCCAGUACGGAGCGCCUGGAGUGACUCACGUGAUUGUCCGCGAGGACCCCUACCGCGUGUCGGGAGACCAAAUGGCUUUGGGCCUGCUGGCUGGCGCCGCCACCGGGGCCGCCCUGGGAUCCUUCAUGUGGAUGCCGUGCUGGUUCUAAGAACUCGCUCGCGUGCGGGACGCCUCUGGACCAAGCGCUUGACCAAGAAGUUUGGGUUCCCUCCAGGCGGCCUGCGGGGCGAUGCCAUAUAACGUAGAUCGUUGUAAGGUUCCCCUCCCAUCCCCGAUGAGUCCGCACUUUGCUUGGCAUGCCUGACUAGGUGCAUUGGUGGCAUAAAUUUUCCUUUGCCUCCUAACCCAGCAGUCAUUUAAUUUUCUCAUCACUAAACACAAUCCAGACGCCCCUGGCCCACCUUGACCAAGGCACUGUGCUGCCCACCCAGACCUCAACCAGGGCCAAGCAGAGACCGCCGGUACCUCCCAGCGUCAUCUCCUGCUCUGAAAUGACAGCUUCUGCUUCUGGCCCUCCUUCUCUGAAGAGAGGGACAGAGGAGGUGAGCACGGAGACAGAUCCUCAGCUGCUAUAGGGUGAUUUAACGCCACUGAUGUCAGUGGGUUGAUGCCAGCUUACUCCAGCUGAGAAUCUUGUCUCCAUUGGCCCCCGGGUUUCAGAUCCCUGUAGCAUACAGGCCAGUGCUUUGUAAGUUGCAGGUGUUUCAUACAUUGCAUUUAAAAGAAAUACUACUUGGACUUAAAUAGGAAGUAAAAGGAAACAGCCCCUUUCCUAUGUAGCAGCCCCCCUCGGGUGUGUAACAUAUAUAGAACAUGUGACUGACUAGCUGUGUAAAGGAAACACAUAUGUCAUCCCACUGUGGGGGGAGGAGGGCAGGGUAUUUUAGUUUAGACAUGAUUCUGUAUGGUCCAGUGCACAGUGAAGUGUAAUAAGCAAAGUCGACAGCGUAGUUCAUGCCACCUGUAAAAUAUCUUGGCCAUGAGCCACGCGAUUCCUUCCGUGUGUCAUAUUUACACCAGCGCAUGUUGACACCCAGCGUCUGUUACACUCCACUCACAUAUUAAAAAGCUAUGACUUACUCGCUAAAUGUGUAACGCCCUCUGUCCUUCCCCCACGGCGCUUUGUGCUGGGGUUGGCCUGGUGGUUAGUGCCCAGCCCCUGCUGCCCCCCAGGGCCUAUCCCUCAGCCCCAGCUCUUGCUCUCUGAGCUGCCGGGCUGAAAAUGCCACCCCCAGCAGGUAGGACAAGGGAGGUCUUUGUGGCAAAGACUGCGGUGGCCCCAAGUGCUAGGUCUUGAAGGGGACCAUAGCCACGCAGGGUGAUUCGGGAGGAGUGUGAAAUGCAGCCCUUUUACAGGCUCCCGGCCAAGGCUCAGGCCAUUCCAGGGCCCCUUACUCCCCCUUCGAGGCAGCAGGACGGUGAGUUAGUAAGACUUUGCAGGCGCAAGCCAUGCCCCUCCCGUUAGCCCAGUUCCGGCCACUUCCGGAUGGUUUCUGCUUUUCACGACAGCCUGCAUGGGUAGUGCCUGACUAUACAGCCAAUUCCACACUUCGCUGCUUGAGUCCCCAGACUGACCCUCUGCUAGGAGCACAGCCCCUGGUUUGACCCCAGUGCGCGAAAAGGAAAAGCAUCUGCAGAACAUAGUGGCCCAGACUUGGAUGAAUGGUAGACAGAAAUUAUGCCUAUUUUAUGCCAUGUGUGGUGGUGGACGGCAGAAUACCCCUUCUCUGCCCACCCUUGGGAGUGGGUACACGCAAGGGUGGAGGGCAAUAUGCCCAAUCUGUGCCCAGUGGCAGAACUUGGUGCAUGCAAGAGUGGAGGGUAGUAUGCCCAUUCUGCAUCCACUGGCAGGACUGGGUAUGCACAAGGGCGAAAGGCAGUAUGCCCAUUCUGUGCCCACCUGUAUUUCAAGAGGCAGGCAUACACCAUGCCAGUUGCUGAGAGAAAACAGGCUGUAGCUUCCCAUCUCUCCUACUAGAUCUGUGGGCGGCAAGAGGCAGUUUUUACACCCCUCAGGGUUUCUAGGAACCCCGUGCAAUCCAGUAGCGGGCAUUAACCCUAGCCGUUUCCGGGAUACCGUCUGGUACUGUGCUGUAACCCACGUCGUUCACUUAUGCUGGCGUGUCCAGAAUCACGCGGGGUGGGCUCCGUGAAGCAGUCUGUCAUGCCGCUGUACAUCUGAAGCGCUGCAAAAUGAAGCACGACCCUCUAGUAACAUUGACUCCUGUAAACGCACCUCGCCCCUGUGUGGUCAGUGGCUUCAGCAGUGCUGCGGUGUCUGGCCUGUGUGGCAUUGCUCCCAGAGGGGGAGUUGUGUUAUGAGUGUGGGGCUAGACCCCCAGUGGGCUUCUAUUUUAAAGAGCCCCUCUAAGGAUAUCAGAGAUAAUAGUGGAGACACACCACGGGCCAGAUUCUGACCUUGUUUGCCCCAUUGUCAGAAAGCAGCAGCUCCAUUGACUUCAAAGGAGUGAUCUGGGUUUACCCUACGAAAGCUAGAGCAUAACAUGACCUUAUCUCGGGCAGUGGAGAAAGGUGCCGGCCAGUAGCUCAGCACUCUUAGCAUUCAGCUGCUGUGUGGGCUUUUCCCCAAGGAUGAUUGACAGAAUUGUGUACAAGUCAGUAACGAUCUCCUUAUGUGCAUUAGGUAAGGGGGCAUCCACAGACAGGGUUAGGGGGAUGAGCAAAACAGCCUUAGCCACUCUGGGUCCAUUUCAGAGCCUGCAAGGUAUUUACUGUGCUGUUAAAGGGACACAGAAAACAUAAGACACGUACUUAAAGACAGACCUUGUGUCUGUUACUAAUAGCUUAGACAGGGCCAGCUCCAGGCACCAGCCGAGCAAGCUGGUGCUUGGGGCGGCAGAUUGAACGGGCCGGCAUUCCGCCCAAUCC
Molecule: messenger RNA, 3715 nt
Organism: Trachemys scripta elegans
Lineage: Eukaryota; Metazoa; Chordata; Testudines; Emydidae
Gene: PLEKHB1
Product: pleckstrin homology domain containing B1
Exons: 7
Coding region: 402-974 (190 amino acids)
Biological process (GO): regulation of cell differentiation
Cellular component (GO): membrane
Source: RefSeq, a predicted model, not a curated record